Molecule: messenger RNA, 5176 nt
Organism: Clupea harengus (Atlantic herring)
Lineage: Eukaryota; Metazoa; Chordata; Actinopteri; Clupeiformes; Clupeidae
Gene: daam1b
Product: dishevelled associated activator of morphogenesis 1b
Biological process (GO): actin cytoskeleton organization
Cellular component (GO): stress fiber
Molecular function (GO): small GTPase binding; actin binding
Source: RefSeq, a predicted model, not a curated record
CCAGCAGCAGGGAGGAGCUGAGAGAGAGUGUGUGUGUGCGCCGGUGAGGGAGCCUCAGAGCCUGAGAGAAAGCCACAGUGAGCAGCUCUCCUCUGCUCUGCUCUGUGCUGCACGUGUGCUCUCACCCUCCAGCCUGCAGUAGCGCUCCAGCCAGCGCCGCAGUCAGUCAGCCUCUGGAAUCUACGCACAUCUACUCCUCUCCGCUCUGUCACGGACGCUGCGGAACACACCAGACUGCGCUUUUUGCCGUGUUCACCCCGGUGAAUGUGUUGGGGUUUUUUUUGCUGAUGGGAGAGAUACGCUGACACGACACGCCGGGCUGUCACGUUUUUUGGCUUUGCACGCGCGCUGUGGAGAAGCCAGCAGUCAUUUCUCUCUCUCUCUUUCUUUUCCACGCCCGGUGUUUCCCUGCACUGAUGCAGAAGCCGGUUGCGUGGGUUCUCCCAGGGAUGCCUAGCCCUAGCCAAACCCAUCCGCAGGAGUAGCAGAGAACUUGGUGACGGAAACACAAUUCUGAGAGAGGUCGGAGGUCAUCGAGGCAUCCCCCCUCCACCUCCUCCACCCCAUCACCCCCUCGACUGCUGACCCCCCCACCCCUGUCGGUAACCAUGGCGCCACGGAAGAGAGGCGGCGGAGGGCGUGGUGUCUCCUUCAUCUUCUGCUGCUUCCAGAGCAACGACCACCCGGAGAUCACCUACCGGCUACGUGAGGACUUCGCCCUGCAGACCAUGGAGCCUGCGCUGCCCAUGCCCACCUACGACGAACUGGACGGCAUGUUCUCCGAGCUGGUGGAUGAGUUGGACCUCACAGAGAAGCACAGGGAGGCCAUGUUUAACCUUCCGGCGGAGAAGAAAUGGCAGAUCUACUGCAGCAAGAAGAAGGAGCAGGAGGAAAACAAAGGGGCUACCAGCUGGCCUGAGUACUACAUAGACCAGCUGAACUCCAUGGCCGCCAGAAAAACACUCCUGGCUCUGGAGAAGGAGGAUGAGGAGGAGCGAAACAAGACCAUCGAGAGCCUCAAAACAGCCCUCAGAACACAACCAAUGAGGUUUGUGACGCGGUUUAUCGACCUGGACGGCCUCACCUGCAUCCUGAACUUCCUGAAGACGAUGGACUACGAGACCACGGAGUCGCAGAUCCACACCUCGCUCAUAGGCUGCAUCAAGGCACUGAUGAACAACUCGCAGGGCCGCGCCCACGUGCUCUCGCACUCGGAGAGCAUCAACAUCAUCGCUCAGAGCCUGGCCACCGAGAACAUCAAGACCAAGGUGGCCGUCCUGGAGAUCAUGGGCGCAGUGUGCCUGGUGCCCGGAGGCCACAGGAAGAUCCUGGAAGCCAUGCUGCACUACCAGAAGUUUGCCUGCGAGCGGACGCGGUUUCAGACAUUACUAAACGAUCUGGACAGGAGCACAGGCCGGUACAGGGACGAGGUCAGCCUCAAAACAGCAAUCAUGUCCUUCAUUAACGCUAUUCUCAGCCAAGGAGCAGGGGAGACGAGCUUGGAAUUUAGGGUGCAUCUAAGAUACGAGUUCCUAAUGCUGGGUAUCCAACCAAUCAUUGAUAAACUGAGGUCUCACGAUAACGCCACGCUAGACAGGCAUUUAGAUUACUUUGAAAUGCUGAGAAAUGACGACGAGCUUGCUCUCGCAAGACGUUUCGAGUCGGUGCAUAUAGACACGAAGAGUGCCAGCCAGGUGUUCGACCUCAUCCGGAAGAAGAUGAACCACACAGACGCGUACCCGCACUUCAUGUCUGUGCUGCACCACUGUCUCCUCAUGCCUCAUAAAAGGAGUGGGAACACUGUGCAGUACUGGCUCCUCCUUGACCGCAUCGUCCAGCAGAUGGUCCUACAGAAUGACAAAGGUCACGACCCCGACGUGACCCCGCUUGAGAACUUCAACGUGAAGAACGUGGUCCGCAUGCUUGUAAACGAAAACGAGGUCAAACAGUGGAAGGAGCAGGCGGAGAAAAUGCGCAAGGAGCACCACGAGUUACAGCAGAAGCUCGAGAAGAAGGAGCGCGAGUGCGACGCCAAGACUCAAGAGAAGGAUGACAUGAUGCAGACGCUCAACAAGAUGAAGGAGAAGUUGGAGAGGGAGAGCAGCGAGCACAAGUCGGUCAAACAGCAAUUGUCUGAACUCACGGUCCGGCUACACGAACUCAACACGAGGCAGAUUGCCACUGUCCCUGGGGGCCCUCCUCUCAUCCCUGGACCUCCAGGUGGACCCCUGCCCCCUCCUCCGCCCCCGAUGUCCGCCGGUAUGCCCCCACCACCGCCCCCUCCUCCGCCAGGUGGUAUGCCACCUCCCCCACCCCCACCCCCAGGUGGGCCCCCACCACCCCCGGGUCGCCCACCUCUCUGUGGAGCUCCGCCGCCCCCUGGGGCGCCCCUGGGACCCGCUUCGAAUAAGAAGAACAUCCCUCAGCCUUCCAACCCACUCAAGUCCUUCAACUGGUCCAAGCUGGCUGAGAACAAGCUGGAGGGAACGGUGUGGGCAGAGGUUGACGACAACAGAGUUUUCAAGAUCCUUGACCUGGUGGACAUCGAGAAGACUUUCUCUGCUUACCAGAGACAACAGGACUUCUUUAUGGUCAAUAACAACAGACAGAAAGAACUGGAGGACGACUCCCUGAACUUAAAAAAAGUCAAGGAGCUGUCUGUUAUUGAUGGCCGCCGGGCACAGAACUGCAACAUCCUAUUGUCCCGGUUGAAGUUGUCGAACGAGGAGAUUAAGAGAGCCAUCAUGACCAUGGACGAGCAGGAGGAUCUGCCCAAGGACAUGCUAGAGCAGAUGCUGAAGUUUGUCCCGGAGAAGAGUGACGUGGACCUGCUGGAGGAGCACAAACACGAGCUGGACCGCAUGGCCAAGGCUGACCGCUUCCUCUACGAGAUGAGCAGAAUAAACCACUACCAACAGAGACUUCAGUCACUGUACUUCAAAAAGAAAUUUGCCGAAAGGAUCGCUGAGAUCAAACCCAAAGUUGAAGCACUGUCCAAGGCCUCCAAAGAGGUGCUGCACAGCCGGAACCUGAAGCAGCUUCUGGAGGUGGUCCUGGCCUUCGGCAACUACAUGAACAAGGGCCAGCGGGGCAACGCCUACGGCUUCAAAGUGUCAUCGCUCAACAAGAUCGCCGACACCAAGUCCAGCAUCGACAAGAAUGUCACCCUCCUUCAUUACCUGAUCACCAUCUUGGAGAAGAAGUACCCCAAAGUCAUGCACUUCCCCGAGGACCUUCUGAAUGUUCCGGAAGCAGCAAAAGUCAACAUGACGGAACUGGAGAAGGAGAUCAAUAACCUACGCAGCGGCUUGAGAAGUGUGGAAAAUGAGCUGGAGUUCCAGAGGAAGCACCCGCAGGUGUACGGUGACAAGUUUGUGUCUGUAGUCAGCCAGUUCAUCACCGUGGCCAGCUUCGGCUUCUCCGAUGUGGAGGACUCUCUCCACGAGGCCAAAGAGUUUUAUGUUCGGGCAGUGACGCACUUUGGCGAGGAGGAUGGCAAAAUGCAGCCGGAUGAGUUCUUUGGCAUAUUUGACCAGUUCCUGCAGGCCUUCGGUGAGGCGCGGCAGGAGAACGAAAACAUGCGGCGCCGCAAGGAGGAGGAGGAACGCAGGGCACGGAUGGAGGCUCAGAUGAAGGAGCAGCGCGACAAGGAACGGAAGGCACGCAAGGCCAAGGAGAACGGCGAGGACGACGGUGGUGAAUUUGAUGACCUGGUGUCGGCGCUGCGCUCUGGCGAGGUGUUUGACAAGGACUUGUCCAAGAUGAAGCGCAACCGCCGGCGGAUCAACAGCCAGCCAGACACGGGCCGCGAGCGCCCCGUCACCAAACUCAACUUCUAAAUCCCACAAAACUGCACCCACGCUUCAGCCCCACCCCUCCUCCCCUCCUCCAGCUUCUUCCUGCUCAUCGCCACUCCAACCUGCUCCUUGUGUUUUUAUUUGAACAGUGCUGCCACCUUGUGGAGGGCGUUGAAAGCACAUGUUUAAAAUGUGACUCCUUUGGACAGGACGUCUCAGGAUUUCCACUGAAAACAGGGAGUGCUUUGUGUUAGUGCCUGGCCGUGGAGCAGUCAGAGGAUAUAAAUAUAUAUAAAUAUAUUCUCUGGGAGUUAAGUCAGAACUGUUCCAGACUUCACCCUCCGUGACUUUUGGCAGGGUUAGAAAGAAGAAAGAGCUACGGCCAUCUGUUUACAAGAUGGCCGCCGCAGAGGACCUCACCGUUUUUAUUUGAUGCAGGUCUUCCUUCGAGAAGAUUAAGAUUGAUUAUUACCGUGCUGGCGCACCAAGAAGGGCUGCUGGUUUUCUGGCCUGAAGAUAAUGCGGUCAAAUUCGAUUUGACCAGAACACUUAACGGGAGACGUGCAUACACACACAAAUGUUCAUGGAACGUGACUUUUAGGAAGUGGUUUUCUUGUCUGGACCUCAAGGGACAGAGCUGCCGCUAGAACCUUUCCAUUCAAUGGUUUUAUCAGUUGUUCCACUAGAGAACACCGAAUAUAUAUGACUACAAGGAAAGAACGUAACCGUGGCACACUUUAUGCAUCAACCAUUUUUUUUUUGUUACAUACGCUAGUUUUAAGUGUAAACCAAGGAGAGGAAAAACUAUGGAAGCAAGUGCCCACAUCUGGGAUUGACUUUGCAAAAAUGGACCUUUUAUAUAUUGAUUUUGUUUGUUUGUUUGUUUGUUUGUUUGUUUAGUACUAAUGUUAAUGUUAACUAAGGCUCUGGAUUACUGUAGAAUGGACAUAUAAGAGUUGUGUAUGACCCAUCUGGGCUUCCGUCAUUGCUCUGACACUUCACACAUUACUGGACCUAAUUUUUACUGUUGUGUUUUUACGGGGCGUUAUGGCCAAAGUGGGUUCCUGUGGUAAGGACUCUACACAUUCAGUGUUGCCAGAGUCUGUCACACAUGCAAAAGAAAGUAACUGCAAAAUGUAGACUUAUUUAAAGACCGAAUAAGUACAUUAACCAAAUCAAAGCAAUACUCCACUAUCAGUUCUCAUAUCCCACGGUUGCCCCCUUGUCCUUUCAAAUCCGCUGUCUAGUUUAAUUGUGUAAAAAAAAAAAAAAAAAAGGUUUUCUUUAACAAUGUGAGAGAAACUCCAUUGGACUUUUGUAAUUUAAAUGGCCUUCCAUGAUAAAAUGGAUCUGACACAAAUAAACAACAGAAAGCUCAA